Messenger RNA from Equus quagga, 3555 nucleotides. It is a transcript of the gene SLC38A12, whose product is annotated as transmembrane protein 104. The transcript is spliced from 10 exons. The record is from RefSeq and is a predicted model, not a curated record. The coding region runs from base 153 to 1643 and encodes 496 amino acids. NCBI's taxonomy places the organism in Eukaryota, Metazoa, Chordata, Mammalia, Perissodactyla, Equidae.
GCUGGUGCAGGACAGCUGGCGCCGGGAGCAACCAAGGGGCCGGAGGCGGCGGCCGCGGCAGCCCGGAGCGAGCUGCGCUGCAGGGAGCUGCAGCCGCCGCCCCCGCACCAAAGGAACCUUGGCUACCCGCCGACCCUUCCUCACUUUUGGAAAUGGCAGGCGAAAUCACAGAGACUGGGGAGCUCUACUCUCCCUACGUUGGACUGGUGUACAUGUUUAACCUCAUCGUGGGCACUGGUGCGCUCACCAUGCCCAAGGCCUUUGCCACCGCUGGAUGGCUUGUCAGCCUGGUCCUGCUGGUGUUCCUGGGCUUCAUGAGCUUUGUGACGACCACCUUUGUGAUGGAGGCCAUGGCGGCAGCCAACGCUCAGCUGCGCUGGAAGAGGAUGGAAAACCACCAGGAGGAGGAAGAUGACGACUCCUCCACGGCCUCCGACAGUGAUGUUCUCGUCCAGGACAGCUAUGAGCGGGCAGAGAAGCGGCCCAUCCUGUCUGUGCAGAGGCGUGGACCUUCGAACCUCUUUGAAAUCACAGACCGGGUGGAAAUGGGACAGAUGGCCUCCAUGUUCUUCAAUAAAGUGGGGGUCAACUUGUUCUAUUUCUGCAUCAUCAUUUACCUGUAUGGGGACCUGGCCAUCUAUGCUGCUGCCGUGCCCUUCUCCCUCAUGCAGGUGACCUGCAGCACCGCUGGCAACGACUCCUGUGGUGUGGAGGCCGACACCAGGUACAACGACACGGACCUGUGCUGGGGGCCCCUGCGCCGAGUGGACGCCUACCGCAUCUACCUGGCUGUCUUCACUCUCCUUCUCGGACCCUUCACCUUCUUUGACGUCCAGAAGACCAAGUACCUGCAGAUCCUGACCUCCCUGAUGAGAUGGAUCGCUUUCGCCAUCAUGAUCGUGCUGGCCCUGGUCCGCAUCGGAUAUGGUCAUGCGGAGGGGCACCCACCCCUAGCUGACUUCUCUGGGGUCCGGAACCUGUUCGGGGUGUGCGUCUACUCCUUCAUGUGCCAGCACUCCCUGCCGUCCCUCAUCACACCCGUCUCCUCCAAGCGCCACCUCACACGCCUGGUCCUCCUGGACUAUGUGCUGAUCCUGGCCUUCUAUGGUCUCCUCUCUUUCACCGCCAUCUUCUGUUUCCGUGGCGACAGCCUCAUGGACAUGUACACCCUCAACUUUGCACGCUGCGACGUUGUGGGCCUGGCCACUGUGCGCUUCUUCCUGGGCCUCUUCCCCGUCUUCACCAUCAGCACCAACUUCCCCAUCAUCGCCGUGACCCUCCGCAACAACUGGAAGACACUUUUCCACCGUGAGGGGGGCAUGUACCCCUGGGUGGUGGACCGCGUGGUGUUCCCCACCAUCACCCUGGUGCCACCUGUGCUGGUGGCCUUCUGCACCCAUGACCUGGAGUCCCUGGUGGGAAUCACAGGGGCCUAUGCUGGCACGGGCAUCCAAUACAUCAUCCCUGCCUUCCUGGUAUACCUCUGCCGCAAGGACACCCAGCUGGCCUUUGGCUACGGGACUGUCAACAAGCACAGGUCCCCUUUCCGACACACCUUCUGGGUGGGCUUCGUGCUGCUCUGGGCUUUCUCCUGCUUCUUCUUCGUCACCGCCAACAUCGUUCUCAGUGAGACCAAGGUCUGAUGGCAGAAUGUGUCUGGUAACAAGAGGGAUGGGGGCCCCAAGCCAGCCCCACCCCCACCUCUCCGCCUGCAGAGCCAAGAUCCAGUUGCCUUCCAGGUAUCCACGGGGCAGGCAAGGCCAGGGCUCUUGGAGGGGACCUUCCAUAUCUCCAGCUGGGGAUCUUCCCCCGACCCGGGAUUCCGCACAGCAGACAAUUCCACAGAUUUGUCCAAGGUGGCCUCCUCCCAGGCCCUCCUGCCUAAGGCUGCCCCUGACCAGUCAAGCCACACAACCCGGGCACAGGGCUGCUCUCAGAUUCCGGGACUGGUUACUGGAAUCGACCCCCUUUAUACACACAUCCCACCACCCCCAUCACCGGGGGUGGUCUCCUCCCCCGCACAGUGGAGAUGCAGUGCUGGCACUGCCACUAUUUAUACCAGUCACCAUGUCCCCCUCGCCCCCCCUCCAAACUCCCUCCCAUGUCCUCAUCUGCUCCACUAGGAGCAGCAUCCUCCUCAGGGCCAGCGCCAGGCUCUGACCCUCCCCACUGGGCCUGCCAGUGGCAAGCAGAGCCCACCUUCUUGUCAGAUCACAGUCGCCAAGUGGCACUCCUGGGGGCACCUGGCCAGCCCUGAUGACAAGAAUAGGAAGUGCUAAUCGGCCCCAGGGUCCUCAGACCGGAGCUGUGAGGACCCUGGCUGUGGGCGCCAGCUCCUGCGCUGGGCUCCUGAGCCUGUCAUAACUCGGAGCAGCCCUUCUGUCGGGGCACAGCAGUCCGUGCACUCGGUUUAAAGCCCAGAGCUUGUGACCCCUGAAAGGGACCCUCUGCUCUCCUGACUGCCCCGCUGGGGUGCUCGGGCCCCCGUCAGUGCGGAGGGCAGCGUACAAGGGCCACUAGAGAGGAGCUACCCCCACCCGCCCCCGCAGUGGCUGGGGAGCGCCCUGGGCAUGUACUGGUGAGUGGGCUCCAUGGUUCCUGCCCUGUGGGAGGUCAGGCCUGCUCCCUGCCCCUGCUCCCACUCCAACACUACAGGUGGCUCCCUUUCGAGCCGGGCUGUGGGUGCUCAGUAUGCACGCUCUCCAUGUCCCUUGGGUGCCGUGGGUGAGGUGGGACGCUGGCCACCAUUCUCAUGGAAGGAGGGCCAGGAUCUCAGCCACCUCACCGCUCCUCCGAGGUUCCCUCCCCCUCACAAUCAUGCAUGCACCCGCUGGGCCAGCCUUCCUCAGAAACGCAGGUGACUCUAACGAACUCUGUAUUUUCAAUGUGCCUUCUACUUCAGGACCUGGGGGUCCUUUCUGACCCUCCCUGGUGUGCCCCCAGCCCUGGGCAUCUCUGGGGUGGGGUCUCAGGCCCCUACCCCUCCCUCUUUUGAUUUCAGUGCCUUGCUCAGCCCUCCUUAGGGAACCUCCAGAACCUCCCCCUGCGUCUCACAUCUUCAUACUCUGGACAGAGGGACGAUGCUGGGUCUCCUGGGGCCCACGGUGGUCUCGGGAGGAGGGAGAGGAACGUGGGACUUUCAGGAACAUGGGGGAGUCCGCAGGCAGCACCACCUCUACUUGGCCCCUAGCAGCCCCAGCCUCUGAGAAUCCCAUGUCACAAUCGGCCAUGAUCUGCUUUCUUUCUGUUGUCGCACGUCUUCGGUUCUCACAGCUUGUCUCCGCGUAUUGUUAUUUUCCAUCCACGUGAAAAAUAGAUGCCCCUUCCCCAUCUGCCAUGGUGGCUUCUUUCCAGGAGGCCCUGCCCUGGGGUGAGCAGAGCAGGGAGGGCUCCACGGUGGCCCAGCCCCCUGUGGCUCAGACCCUCCCUUGAGUGCCCGGCUGUUUGCUGAAAACUCAGUUAAAACAUCUGUACUUACCAUUCUCCAAUUACGUUCCAUCUUGCUUAAGGACAAAGCAAAUUAAAUCAUCCCGCCACCCCAGGCUCCAAACCAAA